GACACUGCCGAGUAUGAUUGUGGAUUGACUUCAAGAUUAUUCUGCCCUCUCUUCCUAUCUUACAUUUUGGCAGCGAGGACGACACUGCCGAGUAUGAUUGUGGAUUGACUUCAGUUUACGUUUAUCGUAGCGGAUGCUUGAGCAGGGAACGCUAGUCGGCGAAUGUUUUGCAUGGGGCGAGUGGAGACUUACGAUUCGUGUUUGACCCAUCUGCUGAGUCCAUGAAAGCUUCCGACACGACAAGUGGCGGUUUCAAGGUUGCAGACUUCAACGAGCCGCUUCUGUAUAGAAGAAUAGCCUCACAAUGCUUCGUCACUCCCCUGGGAGCUGGCUUGCAGUAUUUGAAACAGCUCGUGAUUACAAGUGGCGGUUUGAAGGUUGCACCACAAUGCACUCUGGAGCUGUCUGGAGGAGAAGUAAACCCACAAUGCACUCUGGAGCUUUCUAAAAGAGAAGUAACAGUGGCAGUGGAACUAAGUCCACACCUUGUGAACUCUAGUUUUAUGUUGUAGUUGGACACAAAAUGUAGUUGGACAAAUGCCUCAAUAGUUUAUUGCCUCGAUAUAUUAGCUCAAUAUUUCGAGGCGAGCUGUAGUAUUACAAGGGUGUGCAAUUUUUUCGGUUUGUCAAAAAUAACCUAGAAUACCAGAGAAUCAUGUGUGUUGAAUCUUAAAUUCGGUUUGCUUUCAACAACAGAAGUUGUUGAAGCAAGUAAAGUCAAAAUGCCUUCUCUUCUCUGUAGCAUAUGAGUAGUUGGUAGGUCGCCACAACGCCAAAACGCC
Molecule: messenger RNA, 782 nt
Organism: Marchantia polymorpha subsp. ruderalis
Lineage: Eukaryota; Viridiplantae; Streptophyta; Marchantiopsida; Marchantiales; Marchantiaceae
Source: the annotation of a GenBank genome assembly